CCGCCAUUACUGCCGCCGUGGAAUUUUCUGGCCGCCGUGUUCCCACUCUCAGCUUAACAGCAUUAAAAAGCUCUAACUCUCUUUGUUCAUCGGACUUAUAGGUAUGGCAAUGGCGCUCAUGAGGUCAUUGAAAAGCAUCACCACCUCGAACGAGCUACUUAAAGUGGCAGGCUGCAGAACAUUCGCUUCUGGAGGUGCUAAAGGGAAGAAAGGGAAAGGCGGUGCUGGUGGAGAUGCCCCCAAAGCAUCAUUGAUAAGCAAAGAAGUGAAAUCCACUACUGUUUAUGGUGCCAAUAUACUGAAAGAUGGGCAAGACCCGAAAAUCUUGCCUGAUUCCGAGUACCCGGAUUGGCUGUGGCACCUGCUCGACAAACGCCCCGCCCUCAGUGAGCUCAGGAGGAAGGACACUGAAACUCUUCCAUUCGACGAGCUCAAGCGUUUUGUCAAGCUGGAUAACCGAGCCAGAAUCAAGGAGAAUAACAUGCUGAAGGCCAAAAAUUAGGACAGACUAGUUUGUUUUGGACAUGGGUUUUUUUUUACAUCUGUGGAUGAGUUAAUCAAGUUCUAUUUACAAGUAGAUUAGCUCUACAUUUUCCCAUGAGAAAUUAUGUAGUUGAUGUUGAGUGAAUAGCACCUCUAGAAAUGGUUGAUGUUGCUCUCAAAUGAUGUUUUGUAAUGUUUGCUCAAAUUUAUAUGUUGGUGGUAGGGAUGUCUGGUUCAAAUAGGACCACCGGUUAAAA
This is a messenger RNA of Salvia splendens (bonfire salvia), 740 nucleotides long. Its product is annotated as 54S ribosomal protein L37, mitochondrial. Bases 104 to 502 code for a protein of 132 amino acids. The transcript has 2 exons. NCBI's taxonomy places the organism in Eukaryota, Viridiplantae, Streptophyta, Magnoliopsida, Lamiales, Lamiaceae. The record is from RefSeq and is a predicted model, not a curated record. Gene Ontology annotation, molecular function: structural constituent of ribosome. Gene Ontology annotation, cellular component: mitochondrial large ribosomal subunit.